Molecule: messenger RNA, 1002 nt
Organism: Apiotrichum porosum
Lineage: Eukaryota; Fungi; Basidiomycota; Tremellomycetes; Trichosporonales; Trichosporonaceae
Exons: 6
Coding region: 1-1002 (333 amino acids)
Source: RefSeq, a predicted model, not a curated record
AUGCAGGUCACCGAGCUCUCCGACGCGAGCCGCGUCUCCCCCGCGGCGCUGGCGGCGCUUGCUGCCGACGCCGACUUGCCCAUGUGCGCGACCUGCGCUACGCAAUAUCCUGCCCCGCGCCGCAAUUGCCCCGUCUGUGACGAUCCGCGUCAGUACGUGCCCGGCUCAGGCCAGGCGUGGACGACUCUCGGCAAGUUGAUUGAAGAGGGUCGCAAGAAUAUCGUCAUGCAGGACAAGGAGGACGAGAGGAUCAAGCUCCUGGGCACAGUCCCUUCGUUUGCCAUCUCCCAGAGCCCCUUCCUCAUUGAGACUAACGGCGGGUCGUAUAUCUGGGACUGCAUGGGAACACUCACGCCCGCGCUCGUCGACUACCUGACUCACUUGAAGACGCCUCUAAAGGCCAUGGCAAUCUCGCACCCUCACUUCUUCAGCACGUCGUUGACCUGGUCGCGGGUCCUCGGCGUCUCCCUAUUUAUCAACAGCGAGGACCGACACUGGUAUCAGCGCGACGACGACCUCAAGCCCACGGACAAGGUCAAGUUCUGGAAUGGCAAACAGGACAUUGGGCCCGGCGUGACCCUCGUUCAGUGUGGCGGACACUUUCCAGGCUCGUCUGUCCUGUUCUGGGAUCGCGCUGCCGAGCCCGCCGGCGCGAAGAGUGCCGACGGAUCCGCCCCGGCCCCGACGAACGGCCUCCUCCUCACGGCCGACACGAUCAUGGUCCAGCCCACCCAGAAGGGCUUCACGUUCAUGUGGAGCUACCCCAACAUGGUGCCGCUCGAACCGAUUGAAAUGCUCAAAGUGGUGCAGUCCAUCCAGCACCUGGACUAUGGGGCCGUGUCGUCGGCGUGGCCUGACCGGUUUGUGCGGCACGACGCCAAGAAGCAGAUGCUCGAGAGCGUCGCCGUGUACCUCGACCAGACGGGGUGGGAGCAAGACGACACCGAGCACGGCGCGCUCAGGCCCAAGGCGACGGGGCGGGGCAGGUUCCUCGCUGGGUAG